Messenger RNA from Macrosiphum euphorbiae (potato aphid), 699 nucleotides. Lineage: Eukaryota; Metazoa; Arthropoda; Insecta; Hemiptera; Aphididae. The record is from the annotation of a GenBank genome assembly.
AUGGCCUUAUGGGUAACUUUGAUUGAAAACAAUAAUUGGAAUAUACACCCAAAAGCUUUAUGGACACAAAUUCAUAAAUUUUCUCCAAAUUUUGAUGAUUUUUUCAAUAAUAAAAAACAACAUAUUCAAACAACUUUUUAUGAUGAUGAUUCUGAUUCAGCCACAGGUGAUUUAAACAGCUCCAUUGAUCAAGAAUCUCAGAAUGAUGAUUCUUUAGUUUAUACAGUUUUUAUAUCAGCAGAGCAAUGGAAAAUUAUGCAACGCGAUGAUGGGAUAAAAAAUAAAUUAAAGCCUGGAAUUUGGACCAAUACACUUGCUGAUGCUAUUUAUGAUCAACUAAGAUUUAAUUUUGGCUGGUCGUUUAAGUCUCAUGAGGUUCCUAUUAAUGAGAAUUCUGCAUAUUUUUUCAAUUUCACUGCCGUUUGCACAGAUACGAAUUGUCUUACAAAAACAUGUGGAGAGGUACUAAAGCAUAUAAAUUUAGCAGAUCUACUGAAAUUUGGUUUAAAGAUAACAUUAUAUAUAUUUGGGUAUAAUAAUGUACAGCAUCUAAAAAAAAGGCGUUUUGGAGGUAAUCGUAGACAAGAGAUAACCGAAAAAAUUUUGAAUACAUGCUCCAGUUCAUCUUUAUGUCGAAAAGAAUUAGCAAACCAAUUAUCAGAAGAUUUAUUUGAUGCUGAAAGUCCUUUACUUCCUUGA